UGCACUCACCACACAGGGCCGAACGCCCCCACCCACCCGGGUGGCAUGGCCAAGGAAGAAGUCCUGUCACCCCAGGGGUUUGGGAGAGGCAACGGGGCCAGGCUGGGGGGAGCGAUGGCACCUUCGAACUAUGAGCUGAUAGAGGGGGUGAGACGGGAGCCCCACCCAAGCCGCUGGCCCAUCCAGCCCAGCUCACAGCAUCCCCCCAAUGACCCCCAGCGGGCCCCGCUGCCCCCUCCAUUUACCCCGGAGCCCAGGCUGACAGUGUAAUUACACCCUCUGUUCCCAGCUCCCCAGUAUUGGGGUGUCCGUGGGGCCAUUCAGGCCUGGUGCUGUAGCCAGGAGACAGGCCUGGAGGGGCAUUGCAUCGCUGCUGAACAGAACCAAACCGAACAGAAUGCAAAGCAGGGGACACAAAGGGACGUUAGCCCAACGGGCUACACCCCAGAGCUCUCCUGCCCAACCCCAGGGAGCUGGCGAGGAGUGGAGGGGGCCCCGGCUGCCAGCCCCCACUCUGGAGUGCAGCGCAGCACAGAGGAGGGGGGGUUCCCGGCCCUGCCACACGCCACGGCUCAGAGAGAGGAUUUUUCACCCUGUUCCAGCUAAUCCCGUUACUGCGUUUUAAUCCCGUAAAGGGUGGCCCUGUGGGAGCCUCAUUUACAUCGAUUACGGCAGCAAUCCCCUCAGAUCCACUCAGGAGAGACUCCGGCGCUUCUAAUCCGGGCCCGAUUGAAACCCCGGCCUGGAUAAUCCUCCCAGCCGACACGCUGACCCGCCGCUCCUGCGCUCCGCUGGGAACAGGCAACGCGAGGUGCUGGCUCCGCACACGGACGGGAGCCGUGGCUCUAGGCUCCCUGCGCUGGAACCCUGGAGUCUGGGCAGGAGCCUGGGAGCUCGGCCAAUGGCCCUACACCAUGGCCCUGACCGCCCUGGGGCCCAUCUGGGGACACCGGAGUGUUUGCUGCUGGCCUCCCCCUGUCCUGGCCCCCACCCGAUCAAUCCCAUCCCGCUGUGUCCCAGCUGCGUCCAAGUCCCAAACAGAGCCGGGCCAUGCAAUGGAAUUUCAAACCCACCCGUCCCGGCCCCACAUCUCUAUGACAGGCACUGACCCCCAACACAUGGCAAUUUGCUCCUCCAGGCUGGCGCAUGCGCGGGCACCACCCGGCCCAGCUGAGUAGGGCCCGCCAGAAAUGGGGCAAGAAGGUUAGAGGGGACUGAGUCCACAAAGCCCUGCUCCAGGGCUUGGAUCGCUGGCGAGGCUUCCUGGCCAGGCUAGGAGAUGCUGGCACAACCCCCACGCACUCCCCUUCGUGUCCCGCCCUGGCCGUGCCCCCUGGUAACGCCAGAAUUGUGUCUUAUCCCACCCGGCUCCCUCCUAGCUCGUGGGGACUCUGACCAUCGGCCCAAGCCGGUGUCUAACUCAGCGCAGCUCCUGCGUUCUUCACCUCCCUGGCGUGGGAUCUCUCCAGCCCCGGCUUGUAUCACAGUGCCUCCCACUCUGUCUCCGUCGCCCUGCUAGCAAGGUGGCCGGAAAGGAAGAGGAAUAUUCUAGGUAGUGCUUGGCACAAGCCAGGGUGUGUCUGGCCGGCCAGCGUCUGGCCGUGUCCCUGCUCUGCACAUGCAAACAGGGGGCCAGGCUAGCUUUUCCUGGGUGUGCUGCCAGGUGGGGUGUGGGAGGGGCAGGUCCAAGUCCUAUCCUGGGUUCACCCACUGCGUCCCCCCCUCCAUUCCCUGCUCCCGCUGCUCCCCGGGCGCACUGAGCAGAGAGGAGUGGAACACCAGAGCUGUCAAUCUGUCUGUGCUUGACUCCCUGCAAGCCUCCCCCUCCGCCCUCCUGCUUCGUCCCGGGAGCUGUAGUGCAUCCCCCGCGGGGCCAUGUAGGGCCAGGGCUCCCCAUUCCCCAACCUCCAGCUCUGCCCUGCCAGGGGGACGGGGGUGCAGGGCUUUGCUCAGCCUGGGCGGCCAGAGCAGCAGACGUCCAGCCCCUCCCGCUUCACCCUCCUCCUGUGGCCCAGGCCUGCCAUCUGCAGGCAGGGCACCGAGCCCAGCAGCACCCAGGGCUUCCACGCUUGUACCAGCCCCUGCCCAGGCCCUGCGCCCCACUGGGGGAUGGGGAGAACCCUCCACACAGCUCAGACAGCGACAGAGACAUGGAUACACACCCUGGCAGCUCAAACAAAGGAGGCCGAACCUCCAUACCCCAUACCCAGCUGGCACAGGGGCAACGGCUCCCAAACACCCCUCGCGCUCUUUCCUCUCUGCCCUCCCCCAGCAUAACCGCCCUGACCCCCUCGAUCCCCAGGGCGAAUGGAGCCAAGCUGCCCUGUUUCCCCCAGUAACCCGCCCUGCUGCCCUCUCCAGCGCCUGCUGGCCCCGUACCACAGAGCCAGGGUCUGGUGCUCUGCAAUGGAUGUCAGGGCAGGUCUCCACCUCGAACCACUGGCUCACCCCCUCCCAGGAACACCCAGGCCAAGCACCUGGAGCCCUUCUCCGUGCCCAGAAGGCCUGUCCCAUCGCAGAACGAUGCAUUAGGAUUGGAAAAGGUGCAAAGAAGGGCCACAAAAACCGUCAGGGGAUGGAACAGCUUCUCUACGAGCAGAGAUAAAAUCUGGAACUGGUUCAGGUUGGAAAAGAGCCGACUAAGGGGGUAUGACAGAGGGCUGUAAAUCACGACCGGUGUGGGGAAAGCGAAGAGGGAAGUGUUAUUUACCCCUUCACAUAACAGGAGAACCAGGGGUCAUCCAAUGAAAUUAACAAGCUGCAGGUUUAAAACACACAAGGAAGUACUUCACACAACACACCUGUGGAACUCAUUGCAAGGGGAUGUUGUUCAGGCCAAAAGUACAACUGGGUUCAGAAAAGACUGGAUAAGUUCCUGGAGGAUAGGUUAGUCCAUCAAUGCUUGUUAGCCAGGACGGUCAGGGAUGCACCCCCAUGCUCUGGGUGUCCCUCAACUUGGGACUGGACGACAGGGGAUGGAUCACUAGAUAACACCCCGUUCUGUUCGUUCCCUGGGAACCAUCUGGCACCGGCCGCUGUCAGGGUUAGCUGGACCCAGGAUGGCCGUUCUUACCUCCCUGAGCCCGUGAAGAGAGUCUCUCUGAGCAGCAAUGCCAAGUGCCAAACGGAUGGGUCUGUCCCCUGUACUCCCUGCCCGUCUCUGCCUCCCCGAACGCAGCGCGCUGGAUGCUAUGGAGUGGCCUAGCCGGGGACUGGGAUAUGACACCCCCAGACAGGCACCAGGCUGAUUCCCCUCCUCCACCCUGGAUCUCACGUGGGCCCCAAGCCACUACUGAUGCAAGGGGGCGGAUGGUGAACACUCCCCCAGCACAGGAGGCGUUAGGAGAACCCAGGAGUCCUGUGCGCUCAGCAGCAAGCCAUGGCCCGUGGAAGCCAGAUUCAUGCCAACAUUGCUGGAUGGGUGCCCUGCCCCAGACACACCGGAGCUCCAGGGAGACACAGUGACCCAGUUUUCCUCCCUUCCAAUUUCCCAAGCAACUGCCCCCCAAUCAUCGAUCACCCAUCUCUCCUAGCGCCCAUGGAGUGCCUGGUUACCCUGGGUGCUCCCCUCCGGGGGUCAGGCAGACCCCUCCCCCAGCAGAUGAGGGCACAGAGGCAGGCAGCAGUUAUCAGGGAGGGGGCCUGCGGGUGCUGGGGGGACCGGUGGGGUUUUGGCUCACCCUGUGCGACCCCAUCUGGCCCAGUGGCAGGGGAGUCCCUAGUGAAGCAAUAGGGACCAGAGGGUGGCUGGGCAGCAGGAGCAGGGCCUGGCCCGGUGAAUGCCACACGGGGCAAAGACCCCACAGCCCCGCCAGUCCCCACCAAGCAAGGGCCCAAAGCCAGGUCCGGCGCUGAUGGGUAAUUCCUCCCCCAGCGCCAGCGAGGUGACGCCCCAGCGUGGAGCCAGAGACCUUUCAUGUGCUGCCUUUGAUGUAGUGUGAAACGAGAAAAAGGCUCGUUAUUAAAGAAACAGCCCCAAGCCCUGAGAGAACCGUGUAAUUAACUCCGCGUGGGACCCGGGGCGGCAGGCAGGAGUGCGCCAGCCCAACUGACCAGCCGGGGGUCCUGCUGGACCAGCCCCCUGGGCUGACGCCAUCCGGAGCCCCGCUCCCCCAUCUCCCCUGCAGGUUUCACUGCACGUCUUGGCUGGUGGCCCCCAGGGCCCCUGCCCGGGCCCAGCCGUGGAACAAGCCCCCAGGGCCCCACAGCCCAGGACGGAGCCACCGGGGGCAAGAACAGCCUCCAUCUGCUCUAGGCCCUGCUCGGGCUGCCCGUCCUCUCCCCGCUCUGCCCUAGAGCUGGCCCCGACCCCCAGGAGAGCACCCCUCCCACAGGGGCCCAUUAGAGCCAGCUCCUGAUAAACAGCCUCGUUAAGGAGCCCCCCCACCAGCCCUGCA
Messenger RNA from Trachemys scripta elegans, 4397 nucleotides. RefSeq names its product translation initiation factor IF-2-like. The record is from RefSeq and is a predicted model, not a curated record. The transcript has 2 exons. Bases 1619 to 2605 code for a protein of 328 amino acids. NCBI's taxonomy places the organism in Eukaryota, Metazoa, Chordata, Testudines, Emydidae.